Messenger RNA from Colletotrichum spaethianum, 645 nucleotides. RefSeq names its product 54S ribosomal protein L36, mitochondrial. The record is from RefSeq and is a predicted model, not a curated record. Gene Ontology annotation, cellular component: mitochondrial large ribosomal subunit. Gene Ontology annotation, biological process: mitochondrial translation. Gene Ontology annotation, molecular function: structural constituent of ribosome. The coding region runs from base 1 to 645 and encodes 214 amino acids. Lineage: Eukaryota; Fungi; Ascomycota; Sordariomycetes; Glomerellales; Glomerellaceae. The transcript has a single exon.
AUGGGCAAGCUCCCAACCCACCUCCCGCGGCCGACGAGCCUCCUCUGCCACCGGCCCAGAACGUCACUCUCAAUCACCUCGUCCUCUUCGCCUUUACCCUACAACGCCUCGACCCCGGUGCAAAGGACAUCCCUCACCCAGACCCGCGCCGCGACCUUUGUCCCCCGCCCGCGCCGUCCCUACACCUUCACCCAGCUCGUCCAGCUCUCCGACGGCAGCACCUACACCGUCCGCUCCACCUCGCCGGCCCCCCUCGUCCGCUCCGCAAAGGACUCCCGGAACCACGCCCUCUGGCAGCCGUCCGACAAGUCGCUCAAGAACGUCGAGGUCGACGAGGCCGGUAAGCUCGCCGCCUUCCGUGAGCGUUUCGGUCGCGGCUUCGACCUGGCCGCGGAGCCUACCGAGGAGGAGAUCGCUGCCGCGGCUGCGACUGCGGCUGCUGGCGGAAAGGAUGGGGCUGCCGCGGCGGCCGCUGCCGCCGAGAAGAAGGCUCCCGCCAAGCCUACCGAGGAAGACGAUAUCUUCGACAUGGGCGACUUGAUCAGCGGAUACGCGGCGAUGCAGCCCCAGCAGGCGGCCAAGGAACCCCCAAGAAGGCGGCGGCAGCGGCGGGCAAGAAGGGAAAGAAAUAAACAAGAGGCAUGA